CCUUGUAUAUACCUAUUGUUUGUUUUGACUUGGAUUUGACAAACGUCAAUAAUUUAAAGUGAUUCGCAUAAAGAUGCAUAUAGACGAUAAUAGGGAAUCUUUGUUAUCUAAAGCCACAACCGAUAAAAAAUACUCAGAUCAGAGCCCAGAUAGACAUGUUGUUAAUUUUGGUACAGUAAAAGCAUUCGAAGUUCACAUAAAAACUGUGGUAUUAAACAAUUUACUUAAAAUUAAGAAUAAAGUAAGUUUCAAAAUUGAAAAAGAUUCACAGACAAAAGGAGCCAAAGAAAUGUUUAGUGUUAAUCCUACAGAAGGUACUAUUUAUCCAAAGCAAGCAUUUACGUUAAUAAUGAAUUAUUUUCCUACUGUUCCUAAGUACCAGAGCAUUGAAGUGUUUUUAUAUGAAGAUGAGGAUGGUAGAGAGGUUACAUUUAUCUUAAAAGGAAAAGCUUUAGGUCCGCGAUGUGAACUAUCCACGAAUAAAGUAUUUUUAUACAAAACACUACCCGACCAACAUCCAAAACGUGUGGUUGAAAUACAAAAUUCUUCUCCAGUCGAAGCGUUGUUCAAAUUUGACGUACCAAAUGAAGACGUAUUGAAGAUUUAUCCACUAGAAGGGAAUAUAAAAAAGAUGUGUACUCUGAAGCUUACGAUAGAAUUUAAUUCUCAUAAGAGAGGCAUCUUCUUCAGGCAAUUUGUUUGCUUAAUUUGGAAUGACGAACCACUAGUUAUAGAAGCAGUUGGAUACUAUGGCGAAUCGUUAAGUUACGAAAAGCUGCCGCAUUUAACCCGGUAUAAUUUUCCUAGGCAUCUCGCAUUUGGAUCUGGUGCAUAUUUAAAGGAUAGUUUUGUCAAACCAUCUGACACUUUGCCCUUUACACUUAAUGAAAAAUAUCUAGACUUUGGAAGAGUGGAACAAGGAUUUUCGCGGCUGUCAACUUCGAUAACGAAUAAGUUGGAAAAUCCAAUUUUCAUCGAAUGGAACAUAGAUCAAGAUACCUUUAAGAUAGAACCAAAAAGAAGUAAUAUACUAGGAAAUGCCACUGCUCAAUUUGAAUGUUAUUUUUAUCCGAAAAUGCAAAAUCACCAAUAUUUCGAAACGUUGAUUGGACAAGUGGAAUGGCCAAAUGAGAAGCAAUUUGCGAAUUCGAAUCCAACCCGACCAUUAACGUGUGCGUUAAAAGUUCAAGGCCACUCGUUUCCGGAUGGCGAGGGGUGGAUAGCCCCGUUGGAAGUGGUACCGGAAAAUAUCGUACUAUAUCCGUGCCUGCCCGGUUUCGCAUCCACCAGCACUCUGAAAUUGGUUAACAGGACCCAUCUGCCGGUUAUGUACAAACUGGUGCCUCCAACGAAAACAAACGUUACUGCAAAACCAAUGAUGGGAAAAUUCAAAACCUACGAGAUAAUAAUAAUACAUCUUGAAACCGAAGAUACACAUGCAAAAUCAUAUAUCGAGGAAUGGAAAAUAUCCUUAAACGCGGAAGAAGCCAACGAUAUUGUAUUUUACAUUUCUGGACAAGCGAAGAUCCCCAAUUUAGAAAUCGGAAUCGAUAAUAAAAUAGUAGUUGGUAGCGUUCAAGAAGGAUGUGAAGUAACUUCAGUCGUUCAUAUACAAAACAAGACCGACCUUACAACGAGUUAUCAGUUUGAGUGGAAUAAACAAUGCAGUUUAAAAAUUACUCCCAGUGAUGGUAUCUUAGGACCGAACGAAGAUACGUUUGCGAAAUUAACUUUAACAGCUCACGCUUCCCAGCCUAAUAGGGAACUUAUCAGUUGUACAACUCAUGCCGUCGAUGCAAGAGGCGCAGUCUACGGCAAGUCAUAUACCAAUGAAGUUGAAGUCGAAAUGGAAACUUCAUAUUCACAAUUAUGCGCCAUACCAAAGAACAAAGAUCUAGGACUAAUUGAAUAUGGAUCUCAAAUAAAAGUUCAAUUUCUAGCAUAUAAUUUUGGGGAGACGCCUGUAUAUUUCCAUUCGGCUUACGAUAUCGUAAACGAACCACAAAGAAGAAAAACUCUUAUAUUUAAACCAUAUUUUGAUGAAGUUAAACCGAAAUGUUCUCGAACGUUUCAUAUUAGCGGUCCUGUUACAUUAACUGGACCCCAAAUAGUAAAUUUUGGAUAUUUCAAUAGACCUUCAAAAAAUAGCACUUUGCCUGUUGGAAAUAUGGUAGAAUUAUUUCAAUUGAAGUAUGUUUGCGAGCUCCCAUAUAUUCAAAUUGAAGACGUUACGGAACAUAAUUUUGGAUCUCUCUUCAGUAGACACCAGUUAUACAGUAAUUAUUUAAAUAUCGACAACUUUAACUAUGUUUUAAAAUCCCUUAGCAGUAACAGGACUGCAGAAAUGUACAUCAGAUUGCCAGAAUGUGAAAUUACGACAAAAGAAUUUUAUAUGGUACUGUUUUUAACUAAUUCUACCAAUUUCCCAACUGAAAUUGUACUUAAGAGGAAACAAAUGUGUUCUUGUGCUCUGGUUGAGAAAAAGACUUCAGGCUUUCACGAGAGAAAAUUAGAGUAUGAUUGUAUUCACAAAGAAAUAGUUAGUUUGGAGUUAAGUAAUAACAAAAUUGCUCCUAACGGCAUUGGAUAUUUGACUAUUCGAGUAAAAUAUACUGUUCCCGAAAAAACUGCUAUUUGUCAUAUUAUACAAUUAAGUCAUAAAAGACACCUAGAAAUUUACUUUAACGUAGUUGCCAUAGCAAAAAAAGAACCCCACCUUGCGUUUUAUUCCGAAAACAAUGAAUCUCUACUAGAACUAGAGAACAUAUUUAUAGGCACUAGAAUAGCACCUGUACAAACUGUAUGGAUGUAUAAUAACACAAGAAAUCUAGUCCAUUACAAUUUUGACAUUACAGAACUUGAGAGAUUAUGUAGAAUUGAAGGAUUCAAAGUGCUGGAGUUGCUGAAUCCUAAUGAUCAAAUUGAUCCUUAUAGUUCCAAAGCUUUAUUAAUACGAUUUCAUCCAAUAGAAGCUAAAACUUAUAAGUUUUCAAUUGGAGCUACAUACCAAAUCCCUAAGGGCUUAAAAAAGAAAUUUGAACUUCAGAUUCAUGGAGAGGGAUGUUUGAAAUCAAAUGAAACUCCUGCACAUCAUUAUUUUUCCAAAUCCACAAGUAACGUGCUCCAAAAUAAUCUAGAUAUUGUUUUUUCACAAGAGUAUAUUACUGCUAAAGAUUUAACGGUUUGGAAUAAAAGAAAGAAGAUUAUUUUUCUUAAAAACAUUUCUAAAGAAAAAACUAUUCAAUAUAUUUGGGGAUCCGUAAUAAUAAACAACGUGCUAGAAAUACAUGCAGAAAAAAAAUUUGGAGUUUUAGAACCAAAAGAAAUACAACCAGUUAUAAUUAUCAUUAAGUCACUCGCAGAACCUUGUAUUGCAACAGUUUUGUUGCCUUGUGAGAUCAUAAAAUAUACAGACACAAUAUUACAUGAACUUACCAAAGAAAAACAUGAAUCGGUUUCUCAAUUAGUUACACAAGAAUUUACAAUCACAGACUCACCUGCAGUUGAAACUAAGAAAAAACCCAUAAAAAUUGUUCCUAAACCAGACCCUACAACAAUUACAAUAUGCUUCGAUAUUUCAAGUAUCCAUCCAAAAGAUUUGGAUUGCACCAUGGAAUCCACAAAACAGUUAAAACAGUAUCCAAAUGAGGCAAUGAAAAAUAUAGAAACACGUCUUCUAGAAAAAUACUAUCCAGAUAAGUUUAAAAAAAGUAAUUUUCCUGAACUUACAUGUGAUUUAAUAAUGAAUGUAGAUGAAAAAAACUUAUGCUGCAAAAUUCUUGAAGAACUUAUAUCUGACGUAACUUUCAGUAACUACUUUAAAAAUUACCUCCAAAUUGCUUCAAAGGCCCCAUCACAUUACUAUUUAGAAUUCAUUAUGAAUGAUUAUGAAAUUAUAUCUGCAAAAAAAUUUCAAACGCCACUGUCCAAAGAAGAUAUUGCUAGUUAUCGAAAGAAAGUAGUGGAAAUAUUUUUAAACCAAUUAAAAUUACCAGAAUUAUCAAAUAUUUUGGAAAAUAUUAUUUAUGAUAGCAUGUUAAAAAUGAGUCAGUGUCCUGAAAGAAAGUCAGAUAUAAAAGAUGUUACAGAAAAAAUUAAAAACCAACUACUGAAUUGUAAAAAGACUGAUUGCACAUGUCACAAAAAUUUGGUAUAAUAAAAGUAUAUGUAUCAAGUUA
This is a messenger RNA of Sitophilus oryzae (rice weevil), 4178 nucleotides long. RefSeq lists its product as uncharacterized. The transcript has 16 exons. The record is from RefSeq and is a predicted model, not a curated record. The coding region runs from base 74 to 4156 and encodes 1360 amino acids. Lineage: Eukaryota; Metazoa; Arthropoda; Insecta; Coleoptera; Curculionidae.